Molecule: messenger RNA, 5272 nt
Organism: Grus americana (Whooping crane)
Lineage: Eukaryota; Metazoa; Chordata; Aves; Gruiformes; Gruidae
Gene: FADD
Product: Fas associated via death domain
Exons: 7
Coding region: 185-805 (206 amino acids)
Biological process (GO): regulation of apoptotic process; signal transduction
Molecular function (GO): protein binding
Source: RefSeq, a predicted model, not a curated record
GCUGGUGUUCCGCCAUUGCAGCCGUGCCGGGGUCGGGGCUGGUCUUGCUUUCCCGUGAAGUUGCUCUGUGCAAAGAAGAACGCAGUCCGCCCCCGGAGGGCGGCGACAGGAUUCCGUCAGCCUUUCGGCGCGGUUUGUGUCUCGGCCCGGGCCUGGUGGUGGUUGGGGUGUAGGCCUCGGCACCAUGGAUCCGUUUUUGACUCUGCUGCACUCUUUCUCCUCGAGCUUGACGGACAGUGAGCUUGCCUCCCUGAAGUUUCUCUGCCGGGGGAAAAUUGGGAAAAGGAGGCUUGAGUCUGUGCAAAGUGGCGGGGAACUCUUCAUCAUCCUUCUCGAGCAGCAGCUGAUUGCAAGAGACAAGGUGUCGUUUCUUGAAGGCUUGCUUGAGAGCAUUAAAAGAGAAGAUUUGGUCUCACAGCUAAAGCAGUUCGUAGAGGAAGGAGAAGUUAAUGCUGAUGAUGAUCAACUAGAUGUGCAUGAAAAACGUCUUCAGAAGGCAGCUGUGGAAGUCAUAUGUGAAAAUGUCGGGAGAGACUGGAAAAGGCUGAUACGAAAACUUGGCCUUUCUGAAGUGAAAAUGGACAGAAUAGUGGCAGCCAAUCCGCUUAAUUUGCACGAACAGUUGUUUCAGUCACUUCGAGAGUGGCAGAAAUGGAAGGGAAAAGACGCAAAGGUGACUGACUUAAUAAAAGCUCUUCGGGACUGUAAUAUGAAUUUGGUGGCAGACACAGUUGAACAGAAGAUCUUGCUGCUGAACAGUGGAACCAGUGUUCAAGCUUUCAGACCAGGCUCUUGUGCUGUGUGAAGUUACACAGAGAUGAAAUUGGACCAUUGUCAUCAGAGACGUAAAAAACCGUCCAGCUGGGAUGUUCUGUGGUAGGCAUUUCACUUACAGCUAUUCUGCAAGUGUACGUGCUGCCUGUGGCAAAGAUUUAUCCAAAGAGAUGUAUGAAGUCUGCAUUUCUGUACAAAAGCUGGAAUAUCUUCCUCCUUUCUACUCGUCUUGUUUCAAGUGGGAAUGGACUUGGGAAUCCUCGUCAGAGUGAGAAAUCCUCAGCCCUAGAAAUUCCUGAUUCUCCAGUAAUCGUUUCUACUGGAUAAUCUACUGAGAAGUGUGAAAGGACUGGAUCAUUUUGCCAAAGACAGAUUUCACCUGUCUUUACUUCUGUAAAAUAAGGUUUGCAGAAGUGUCUAGAUCUACAUCCUUGAAGUAGAUACCAUCACAAAAACAACUGGAGUACUUAAUUUUAACAUCAAUCAACACCUUUGAAAAUCCUGACUUUGCUUUCACGCAUAAUGUAAUGCCGUUGUUCGUGCAUUUCCUAGGCAGCAGCUGUAGACGCCAAAGAAAUGAUUUAACAGGCAGAGUGCAGUUUAGAAAUGAUCGACCUGACCAAGGUGAAUGGAAGAAUCCUUCCUUCUCGUUCUGCGUGCUCUUUCGUGAUGCCCCUAAAUGCUUAUGGCAGAAGACAGGCAAAGCGUCUCUUCUGUCUAGCAACCUCUGGAGACAUUUGUUACGGUAACAGAACAGUCCGGGUCACGUCUAUCUACUGACAAAAGAAUAAUCAGCACUGUUGGCAGAAAUCCUCUUCUUUCAUCUAUUCAUUUUGGUAUGAAAUGCCUGAGAUGUGUUCAAAAUGCAUUUUGCUGGUAAGUCAUUAAGUCAUCUAUAAAGGACAAGGAGUAAAUAAGGUACCGUCGGUCUGACUCAGAAGGAAAAAAAAAAUGUGUAGGCGAUCUUGGACUAUUUUCAGUGCUAGUGUAGGGUGGCUUUGAGGCUCACAAAGGAAAUUUCAGUACAAAUGAACCAUAAAGCACUCUGUGGGCAGAGAAAGCAGCGGAUGCAACCCCGCGCUGCCGUGGAGCGAACGGAGGAGCGCUUUGCUCCUUCGCCUUCUGGUGAGCAGCUCUUCCUCGGGGCGAGCGGGUGGCAGCAGGUGGUUGUCCUCAGAGCCGCGCUGCCGGCAGGGAAGGCAGCUCGGCACGGCUGGACACCAACACCUCGCCGAGCAAAAUUCACUGGCAGGAAGAGGUUGCUGUUUUGCUGAGCUUGGAUAAACAUUAGGAUCUAAUUUAUCAUGUGACAGGAAAGGAAAGCUUCUUUUUUUUUUUUUUUCCUCCUCCUCGUUUUUAACAGCUUUUGUUUGAAUUUCAUCAUGUGGUUUUGAGGUGCAAAGAGUGGAGAGAUAUUUAACUUGGGUCUCUGAACUGAUUACUUUGCUGUCAGCUGAUGUACAGUAUGGCUCUUUCUGGACACGUCUACAAGUGUUACGUCUCACUAAAAGACAUGGACACGGAGACAGACCUCUUGCUGAACUUACAAAAGAGACAUCAUACUCAUUUAAUUAAAAAGAUCUGAGCUGCUAGUCCUCUUUGUGUUGUAUGGUAUAUCUUGGGUUACGUGCCCAGGAGGAAGAAAAAAGGAAACAGUUUUCCUUGUGCUACAAAGUAAGUAGGAAUGCUGAGAAAUAUUUUGGUAUUUGCACAACCUGGGAGUUCUCCUGACUUUAUUAUUUCAUGUGUAUUAUGUGCAACACAGAGCAUUACGCAAAGAUCUGAUUAUUCAGUCGUGUUUGUGGCAUUUGAAGCCCUGACCCUAUGCUGAUUCGCUCUGGGCUAUGGCGGACUGCACAUGGGGAUAGCAAUAUGGCUUCAAAAUCAGACCUGUCGCAUAUUUUUGAGGCGCCUCAGAAAUUCUGCUGUAUCCACGGUCUGGGCUUUGUGUGUAGCAUUCACAAAGCGAGGUGCCUAACGAAGGAGGCAUGUGGGAGGCAUAUUCCUUAACUCGGAUAUUCUGGAUUCAAGUUCCCUCCUGGACUAAGCCAUCCUUUUGGGCAUGAAUAAAUACCUAGCUCUUUAUAUGUGAGGAGACAGUGCCUCCCUUUUAUAUAGCAGACAUUUAUAUGCCAUGGGAACUCCAUUCCCACCUGAGGCUGAAACCCAUUUCUGAAGAAAGUGCCUAAGCAAUGACAUUUCCAUCUCUCCUCUGAAACUUGCGUGUAGAGUGAUACGUGACUUGAAGGUGACAAAGAUAAAGGUGACAACUCCUUGAGGCUGAGGAGGGUCUACAGCCAGAGCCUCUUAGAUGGGAAGUCCAACCACAGAUGAGAGGAGCUGGGAAAGCUGAAUGUGAGAGUCUGUGCCUUGUUAACAAACUGGUUGAAGUGAAGACUAAUAUAUGGAGUUUGUUCAUAUUUAUUCUCCAUUUCAGAAUUGUGUGGAAGGUUCUUUGCUUUCAUAAUGAAGCAUGAUUAUAGUUGCUAGUUGGUACAACUGUUUAUUUUUGGUUUAACCAUUUAAGGACAAACUAAAACUUAGUUUCGAAAGAAAAAACAACCACAUUCCAAGACAUCCCAAACUGGGACAAAAGGUAAUGACAUCUUUUAGGAUCUAGGUGGAUAUUGAGGUUCACUUCUGAAUUUAUUCUACAUAACCUGGGUCUGAGAUUGGUUAAUCUGACUGGAUGUAUUGUAGUGUCCAAUUUGAUAGAGAUUAUGAAUUCUGAGCCUAUUACAGUGCUUAACCUUUUCCCUUACAUUCACAGAGUCUCCAUUUGACUUGUAUGUUAAAUGAAAAUCAAAUCAGGCCAGAUUCUUUCUAUUAACAUUAUUAGUUUCCAGUUUUUAUGUGUGAUAAGUAGAAGUGAAACUGUAUUUGUUCAUGCAGCUGUAAAUUCCACUUUAUUUUUCAGCCUUGCUUUGGUUUUGCUAGAACAUGUUAUUUUGAAGAUGCUCCUUGACAGCUCCUUAGACCAAACUCCUCCUCAUCCACAGAAGUGAUACAGCAAAAGUAAUCAAGAUGAAAGGUGAGGAUUUUGCCUUUCCUGGCAUGCACUGUCCACCUGGAUUCUGACCUGGAAGGACUUCCUCGACUUGCAACAUCGGUUAGGCAGAGCCAGGUCAAGCAGUUUCAGCACAUUUGAACUCUGACUCCCAAAGGAUGAGGACAAAAUAAUGAGCACUGUCCUAUCAGUAAAGGUACCGCAUGACUCCAUCGCCCUCACCACCACACCUGACGCGCCCGAGAAGCAUAGUCACGGGGAACAAAAAUUCAGACCUCGGCUUAGGAAGGGGCACGACACAAACUCUCAGGUCUGCAUUGAAGUAGUAGUGCUCAGUGGUGACCCGGCCGCGGGGAAAACCCCAGCACUAGGGACCAGUUGCCUACACUGGUUCUCGUAUUCAGGUCUCUGUGCUGGAACUGGUCAUUGCUUGUCAACUCGUGGCAACGAGAUAGUUGCCUUAAAUUCUUAAAAAUAUUUUGAAAUGUAUAGGUUUUGUAAUUUUUCAAUUUCUUUUCCAAAAGUUAGUUAUGGUCCUGGUGCUACACAUUGUUCCCUUCUGAAUUCUGAAUAAAACUCUGAAUUCUGAAAUAAAUUUCUGAAUUCAUUGAAGUAACUGCAGUGUGGAAGCUUUGGCUGGGAUGAAAUUCCAUGCUCUUUGUUGUGACCAUUAAUGUGAAUUAUGUGAAAGAAACCUCAGUGUGGGUUAAAGCCUCGGUAGCAGAUUGAAGGAGAGCACUGAGUGAAUGAUGCCUGCCUUCCUCCCCUCCCAUCAUAAUUUUAAGUAGUUUAUGUUAACAUCGAAGCCUAUAUGUUUCUAAAUAUAUCAAUAUAUCAAAUCUUAUAAAUAAUAGCAUCGAGCUAUGCUGAGGCUAUUUGACAGCACAGGUUAAUUCAUAACAUUGGGAGGUUUCCUCAGGAAGACCACAAUUGAUUUUGGCAUUUUUUUUUUUUGCUACUCUUUCUAUACUGAAAAGUCAGAUAUCAGUAUUUAUACAAUUACACUUCAAUGAUGUAUUACUCAGCGUUAAACCUAUGCUAACGCGUGUUUGGCAGAACUCAUGAUUUCAAUGUGCCUCAUAAUAUUUGGCUUUUUCCUUAAAGUUCCAGCUCCGAGAGUCAUGUGAUUAUAUCAGAAACUUCAAGAGGAAAAAAAAAAAUCUACACCUCAUGGCUGUAGAGGAAAAGCUUAAAAAUAUGACCUGAAUUCACCCUGAAGGCUCAAAUACCAAAGGGAAAGAGCACACUGUAGUAAACUUGUAAUUGUAAAGAUUUUUGUAUUUGGGGGAAAGAAGAGCGACUCAUUAAUGAUGCUUUCUAUCCGGUGCUGUCAGUAUGUUGCGUUUACAAAUUAAGUAAUCCAGUCACAAAACUGCACAGCCUUCGGUGCAGCCAACUGCUGCUUUUCGGCAUGACGUGCCUCUGUCUGUGUAACUGGCCUGUGAUGCUUUUCAGAGCUUUCCACUAUAAAAGCAAGAAUAGGGUCCAAAA